AAUGUUUUAAUUUUCAAGUACUGUUAUUUUUUGCUUACUUUAUAUAAAACAGCAAUUCCCCAGAAUGCAAAGCACAUUUUUUUUAAUAUAAUUUUUUUGGAAACAAGUUCCCAAGUUAAGAUUCAAGGACUGAAAAAUAAGAGUAAAGAGGAUGGGAUUAGGAAAUUGGAGUUAAUUUGCCUGUAGUGAAGAAAGCUGUGGAGCAAUUCAUGAUGCUUCUUGGGCUCCAACACAAUUUCAACCAGCGAACAGUGAGCCAAAGAUGUUUGUCUUGCUCUAUGUUACAAGUUUUGCCAUUUGUGCCAGUGGACAACCUCGGGGUAAUCAGUUGAAAGGAGAGAACUACUCCCCCAGGUAUAUCUGCAGCAUUCCUGGCUUGCCUGGACCUCCAGGGCCCCCUGGAGCAAAUGGUUCCCCUGGGCCCCAUGGUCGCAUCGGCCUUCCAGGAAGAGAUGGUAGAGACGGCAGGAAAGGAGAGAAAGGUGAAAAGGGAACUGCAGGUUUGAGAGGUAAGACUGGACCACUGGGUCUUGCCGGCGAGAAAGGGGACCAAGGAGAGGCUGGGAAGAAAGGACCCAUGGGACCAGAGGGAGAGAAAGGAGAAAUAGGUCCAGUUGGUCCUCCUGGACCAAAGGGAGACAGAGGAGAACAAGGGGACCCGGGGCUGCCUGGAGUUUGCAGAUGUGGAAGCAUCGUGCUCAAAUCUGCCUUUUCUGUUGGCAUCACAACCAGCUACCCAGAAGAAAGACUACCUAUUAUAUUUAACAAGGUCCUCUUCAAUGAGGGAGAGCACUACAACCCUGCCACAGGGAAGUUCAUCUGUGCUUUCCCAGGGAUCUAUUACUUUUCUUAUGACAUCACAUUGGCUAACAAGCAUCUGGCAAUUGGACUGGUACACAAUGGGCAGUACCGGAUAAAGACCUUCGACGCCAACACAGGAAACCAUGAUGUGGCUUCGGGGUCCACAGUCAUCUAUCUGCAGCCAGAAGAUGAAGUCUGGCUGGAGAUCUUCUUCACAGACCAGAAUGGCCUUUUCUCAGACCCAGGUUGGGCAGACAGCUUAUUCUCCGGGUUUCUCUUAUAUGUUGACACGGAUUACCUAGAUUCCAUAUCAGAAGAUGAUGAAUUGUGAUCAGGACCAAGAUCCCUGUGGUAGACACUCUGAUUGAAUCUGGGGUUCCAGAAGGUGGAACAAGCAGGGAUGGGAUCCAAAGAGAACCCCACUCAGAUUCUAAAGCAUUUAAAGACAAUUCUAACAGAAUUUAUCAAAACAAGAUGAAACACAGAAAAGUUGAAACCACAACAAAAUGAAUUCUAUUAAAGAAUUGCCCCAAAUAUAAAUUCUCUUGAAAGAAAUGUUCAUAAAUAUUUAAGCAAAUUAAAGACAAUGUUAACAAAUUUUCUAUUAAAUGCCCUGAGUGAUAAAACCAGUUGGCAAUAAUAUUGCCUUAUUAAAUCUUCAAAAAAUAUAUUUUAGUCCAUUAUUUAAGAAAAACAUAACAUCCCAAAAUCUUUGACAAUUCUUGAAAGGCUAUAUAGUAAGUCAAAAACCAAAGGUAAGAGAUGCUAACUAUUUUUCAAGCAAGCUACAGAGAAAUGAUAAAUGUCUUUUGUUUUAUUAUUUAUUCCUUCACGUUUGUAUAUAUUCACUCAACAACCCUUUAAUGAGCCUGUAAGGACCAGACACUGUGGCGCUGAAACAGAUUUAAUAAUGAGUUAAGACAAAGCCCCUACCUACGGGCUAGUGUGUGGUGAUCAAACUAUCACAAUUCAGUGUGAUGAGCAGCAUAGCAAACAGAUGGAUUUGAUGCUAAAAGCACACAGGGUCUGCUAUUCCUGAGGCCGGGGGCCAGAGAAGCUUUUACACAUGGAAAAACACUAAUCAUGCCAAGGUGUAUGUGUUUAAGUGGGUGUGAUGGAUGCAAAGGGAAUGAUGAAUUCAGCACUGCAUUCUCUUUGCACCCUCAGUGCAUGAUUGGUAUUCUCAACAGCAAAGGGGUAAAAAAUCUAGAGACAGAGGAGGCCUGGCAGGGGCGAUAAAAAUAAAGAUUGAAAUGAAGAGAAAUAGCCAGCAGGUGAUUCUUCUAAAUCCUUUAGCGUGAUGGUUUCCCAAGACAAACAUUUGUCCUAAUAGCUUUCUCAUAAA
Messenger RNA from Symphalangus syndactylus (siamang), 2146 nucleotides. RefSeq names its product C1q and TNF related 7 (gene C1QTNF7). Gene Ontology annotation, molecular function: protein binding. The record is from RefSeq and is a predicted model, not a curated record. Lineage: Eukaryota; Metazoa; Chordata; Mammalia; Primates; Hylobatidae.